Messenger RNA from Pieris napi, 2228 nucleotides. RefSeq names its product thiamine transporter 1-like. The transcript has 8 exons. NCBI's taxonomy places the organism in Eukaryota, Metazoa, Arthropoda, Insecta, Lepidoptera, Pieridae. Bases 266 to 1570 code for a protein of 434 amino acids. Gene Ontology annotation, molecular function: vitamin transmembrane transporter activity. The record is from RefSeq and is a predicted model, not a curated record. Gene Ontology annotation, cellular component: plasma membrane. Gene Ontology annotation, biological process: vitamin transport; transmembrane transport.
GUGUCAACACUCAACAUGUUAGUCUACGCUGUCAGUUGCCAGAUAAGUAACUUAAUUUUAGUACAAUUCUUUUAUAACUUACGUUCAGAAGAAAACAAAUAAACAAAGUCAUUUGAUUUAUCUGUUUUGAAAUUUUAAGCAUGUUUUAUUUUGUAUAACAGACUACUUACCCCGACUAAGCGUGAUUUUGUUAUUUUUCCGACGUGAGAAGAAGAUUAUUUUUGCGCCUUUUUCGCGCAAUUUUUCAAAUUACAACUCGAUCAAGAUGCACGGUUGGAUAAAGAUUACUCUUAUAUUAUGUCUAUUCGGCACUUUAAGAGAGAUUCGUCCCUCAGAACCCUUUGUAACAGAGUUUUUGCUUGGAAAGUGGAGAAAUAUUACAGAAUCUCAAUUGAACCGUGAUGUUUAUCCUGUGGGAACGUAUUCCUAUCUAGGACUUUUAGUCAUCGUAUUUUUAAUCACAGAUUUCUUACGAUUUAAACCAGUCAUUAUUCUCUCAGGUAUAAGUGGAAUAGCAGUGUAUGCAGUAUUACUAUGGACUACAAGUUUAGAAUGGCUUCAAGUGUCUCAAGUUCUAUAUGGAAUUUACAUGGCAACCGAGGUUGCAUACCUCACAUACAUUUAUGCAAAGGUGGACUCUUCAAAGUACCCUAAAGUCUCAUCCUACACUCGCAUGGCCGCACUAACUGGUCGUUUUCUCUCUGGAGUGAGUUCCCAAUUAUUAACUCACUUUAACAUAAUGGAUCUUCGGGACCUUAAUUACAUAACACUUGCAGCUCAAAUUCUGGCUACGUUUUGGGCGUUUUGGCUGCCUCCAGUACCAUAUGGAAUAUAUUUUCAUCGGCGGUCAGUUGCCUACGGUACUACGCAAUCGGAUAUACCGAUCGAAAAACAACCACCACAAGACGGGUACGAUUCUAAAUCAUUCCGGUCUCAAAUUUCCGAAGCUACUGUAUUAAUAUAUCGCCACGCACGCAGCGCAUACUCACGACCCAAAGUUGUAGCGUGGUCUGCCCUUUACGCAGUGGCACUCGCACUGUUUGUUCAGUCACAGACUUAUAUGCAACUAUUGUGGAAGAAGAUACGGGGUGGUGACGAAGAAAUGGAACUAUACAAUGGGGCAGUAGAAGCACUUCAAACGGCAUUCGGUGCGGCUGGUGCAUUCCUAGCUUCAUACUGGACCGACGCUGUGUUGCCAGCGCCCAUCGCCGCGGUACAGGGUGUUGCCAUGUUCCUAGCGACGUAUGUUAAUGAUAUCACCACAUCAUAUACUGGCUACAUAGUUAUGGGCAUGCUGUUUCAUUAUACAAUUACACUGGCAAGUGCCAAAAUAGCUAGCCAGCUAAGUGACGAAAGUUGUUUUGGAUUGAUAUUUGGUAUCAACACCCUAAUUGGUACAGGAUUACAGUCUAUUAUGACUUUAGUCCUAAUACAAACCCUAGAUUUACCAAUUCAUGCUCAAUAUUAUUUUAUAAGCGGAUUUUUCUUACUACUUGCUUCAUUUUGGCUUCUUGGCUGCGUAAUUCAUUUUUUUAUACAGAAACAUAGUAUUAAUUUAAACCAGUAUUAAGAUUUGUGCUUGAUGUAUAAAAAAAAUCACCAAAUUUAAUUUUUUUUUAAAUUAUUAUAUAAGGAUUUUUAAUCUCAUUCUCUCUUGAAAGUAUAGAAAGCAUUUUUUCUUUGAUAAUUUAUGUAAAAGAGAAAAUUUAAUACAUGAUAUGUUUUUUGAGUACAUAGCUUGUGUAUUACUUGCAUACAUUAAAAUAUUUACUUCAACACAAGCCUAACUAAUAGUAAGUAUAUUAUUUUAUAUGAUAGUAGAUCUACAUUGAUUUGAGUAGAUUGUGAGACAUAUUAUAAUUUGUAUUUUCAUAUUGUAUUAAAAUAAUACAUUUUAUAAUAAAACUUUGUAACCAGAUUUUAAACUAUUUUUCUUGAUUAUACAGAUUUUUACUUUGAAUUUUAUUAGACUACAUCUGUUUCAUUAAACUCUUGGUCAUACCAUCCUUUCUUAAGGCAUUUGGAAGGCUUUGUAAUAAAACCUAAACUAAAUGAGAGUAAUAAAUAAAAGAAUGUCAAUUAAGAUUUACUUUAUAUUCUGUUAGGUCCUUUUUAAUAUAUUUUUAGCCAGAGGAUUAUGAAGUUAUUAGUAUGAAAAAUUUUAUUGUUGUUUUUUUUUAAGUAUAAAAGGAUAUGUAGACUGUGAUAUGAAUAUAUAGUGGCAUUUU